This is a messenger RNA of Daldinia decipiens, 1011 nucleotides long. RefSeq lists its product as uncharacterized. The coding region runs from base 687 to 854 and encodes 55 amino acids. The transcript has a single exon. The record is from RefSeq and is a predicted model, not a curated record. Lineage: Eukaryota; Fungi; Ascomycota; Sordariomycetes; Xylariales; Hypoxylaceae.
AUACGAGUCAAAUCUCUUUGCUAAAGGGCUACUAAGAGAGCCGCCUUUUAAUUCAAUGUCCCCGUACAUGUCAUCCCAAUCCAGAAUUCGUGAGAGGACAUCUCUUAUUUCGCAUUUAUUUGCUAUUUAUUGGAUAUUGGACUGGUAGCUAUCGAGUUGAAAUAAUUCUUGAAUUCGGCUGCAGGACGAUAAACGCCAUCAUGUUUAACUAACUAGCUCAAACUCCCAGCUCAAGCGGCUAUCGAGAAAGUAACAUUGCUUUGAACCUCUACAUAUAUUCAACUUCUAGGUGUAUUAUGUAAGUCAGCGUAUGCAUAGGCGUACUUUAUGUUGCUUAUGCCUUGUUGUAUAUGAGGGUUGGGCCCGAGCCGUCGUCUCACAGGGCCUGUCGCACAAUAUGAGCCACCAUAGGCGGUACGAUAUACUUUGGCAUCUCCCCCUGAAUGAACAGAGGUGAAUGUUACGGUGACAAGGUGUCAGCUACUGAUCUUGCAUCCGAUACACCUUAAAUAUUACAUGGAAAUACGGAAUAAGAUCUGUAGAAAUGCUCUAACCCUAUCUGAAGACUAUUUAGGUGGAUUUUCAAGACCACAGAGUAUAGGGGCUGGGAAACCAGUACCGAAGACAAGGAGCUCGCCUUCUUGCAGAUAGGAAGGAUAGUAUCAUUCGAGAAAGGCCUUCUUGCGAUGACGAACGGUCUUAUCUUAAUGAUACCUGUCAGGAUCUUGCUGCUUCGACCAAUGGAUAAAUGGAAAUGUCUAGCAGUGGUAGUCUGCUUCGGCGCAGCAUUUUAUCUUUGUCAAUGGCUAGUGACAGUCUCGUUCUCAAUUUCGCUAAUACUUUUCUAUUUAUAGAUUUCUAUCAAAUAUACAAGAUGAGGAUCAUUGCCAAUGUUAGGGUGUAUCUAAACUUGGACGGCAGAAAACGGAUUCAGUGUAAGCUGCGUCGGGCGUUUGAUAGUACGUGUAUUAUUACUGGCUUUCUCCACCUACCUAAUGGAAAGGAAACCCG